This is a messenger RNA of Phialemonium atrogriseum, 1651 nucleotides long. Its product is annotated as ClpP/crotonase-like domain-containing protein. Lineage: Eukaryota; Fungi; Ascomycota; Sordariomycetes; Cephalothecales; Cephalothecaceae. The coding region runs from base 1 to 1335 and encodes 444 amino acids. The record is from RefSeq and is a predicted model, not a curated record. The transcript is spliced from 5 exons. Gene Ontology annotation, cellular component: mitochondrion. Gene Ontology annotation, biological process: fatty acid beta-oxidation.
AUGCCUCCACGAGCUCCAGCUAUCUUCAGCUCUUCCGGGCCUCUCGCCCUUCGACUGCGGCCCGCCACACGCCAGCGGGCCUCGUACUCGACCGACAAGAACAGCAAUCCGGGGCCGUUGGUCCGGGUGACGGACCUCCCGGCGCCCAAUUCGGGCCACAUCCGGAUCUUGGAGCUCAACCGGCCGGCGGCGCGCAACGCCAUCUCGCGGGCGCUGCUGUCGUCGUUGCGGGACGAGAUCGACGCCGUGCACGCGCAGUACGACGCCGCGACGGGCGACGAGAUCGCGCAGCCCUCGUGGAACAAGCGGUUUGGCGGGGCUGCCGGAGAGGACAAGAAGGGGCCCACAAGGGCGCUGGUCCUGGCCUCGGCCGUGGACACGUCGUUCUGCUCGGGCGCCGACCUCAAGGAGCGGAAGGGCUUUAGCCAGGAGGAGACCUCCGCCUUCCUCCUCAACCUCCGCACCACGCUGACUCACCUCUCGGCCCUCCCGAUCCCGACCAUCUCCGCCAUCUCGUCGGUGGCCCUCGGCGGCGGCCUCGAGCUCGCGCUGGCGACGCACUUCCGGGUCCUCAGCUCCAACGCCGUGGUGGGGCUGCCGGAGACGCGGCUGGGCAUCAUCCCGGGGGCCGGGGGCACGUACCGGCUGCCCGCGCUGAUCGGCGCGUCGCGGGCGCGCGACCUGAUCGCCACGGGCAGGCGCGUGUCGGCGCCCGAGGCCUACUUCCUGGGCAUCGCGGACCGGCUCGUCGAGGUGGCGCCCGAGACGGAGGAGCAGGCCAAGGCGUGGGAGGGCAUGGAGGCCCCGGAGCGCGACGCCGAGGUGCUGGCGCUGGCGAGGCGCGCGGCGCUGAGCGAGGCGGUGCGCAUGGCCGGGGAGAUCUGCGAGGGCGGGCCUGUCGCGGUGAGGGCGGCGCUGAGGGCGGUGGCGGAUCCGAGGGAGGAGGUGGAGAAUAAGAUGUACGAGAGGGUUGUCAGUACCGAGGACAGGAACGAGGCGCUGAAGGCGUUUGGCGAGAAGAGGAAGCCUGUGUUCAAGGGGAGUGCCCAGCGACAAAAAGUGGUACCGGAUACGGUGAAGGACAAGCUGAAGUCGGUGGACCGCGUUGUCAGCGACAAGCUCGUCGACGGCAUCAACAUUGGCUCAACGGUCGCACACAAGAUCAAGGAGGCCGGCGGGGAAGUCACCCACGGCAAGGCCACGGGGAAGGCCGAGGAGCUCAGGCGAGAGGCACAGGGCAAGGCCCACGAGGUGGCUGGCGAGGCAAAGGGCAAGGCCCACGAGGUCGCAGGAAAGGCCAAAGGUGCCGCUGAGGAGGCGAAACAAAAGUUCUAAGCCGACCGAGAGCUUAUGUGGGUGGGUUUUCUCUCCGAGACUGUCAAUGGUGUUCCCGGUUGUACAAUAUCCUGUUACCCGAUUGCAUUGCUUGGUUGGAGGCAAAUGGAACUAUGAAUGAAGUAAUGAAUUCCUGAGUUUGUCUCUGGCUUUCGGUCAACAACCGAUGUCUGCAUGAACCGAUGGCAGCAUGAACCGAUGUCUGCAUGACUGGGUUGUCGUGGACUUUUUGAUAUUCGGCCAGAAUCAGCCCGAACCAGACGUAAGCGGCUACUUACUUGUUGGUCCCUGUUCAUUUCAGCCUCAAAAACCGAGG